CAACCCUAACCCACAGCAGCAUGUUUUACCAUCUAUCGUAUUAAUAUUUAUAACUAACCCCAAAAAAUAAAGAUAUAGUUAAACAUUUAUUACCAAUCAUAAUUUUCUAACUAUAACUGAUGAUAUUUUAAUUUAUAUUUUAUUAUACAUUGUUGUUUAAAUUAUAUAGGAGUUAUUGACUAUACCUUUAGACACCAUGAUGUUUUGAAUGUCUGUCUUGUUUAUUGAGGAAUGUUAUUUUAUGGCUGUUUAUAGUUUAUAGUUUUGUUAUUUAUGGUGACGAAAACUUAUAAGAGUGUAUAAGUGAAUUACAGUGACUAUGCGGCCACAAGCUGUGUUGGAUGAAGCCUCGGGUAACAUCUGGCCAGAGAACUUUAACUUAUCUGCUCACAAGACUUCAAUAAAACUUUCACCAGUGUUGGAAGUUCUUGGGACUGGCGGGCCACAGGCUGCGGCUCUGAGUUGUCACUGUACCUACCUGGCCACAGUCACACGUGGGGAAGAUGCCUCCAACAGACUCUUCAUUAUCAAUAUGGUUAACAAUAAAUUCUAUUUGCUGAAAAGAUUAGUAGAGCAAUGUACAGCUCUUACAUUCCACCCUUAUCAAGAAAACUCUCUCUUCGUGGCCACAGCCUCUUGUAAAGUGUACAACAUCAAUGUUGACGAUGGCAACGUGGUAGUGAUGGAAGGCCACAGAGUACCAGUCGAAGGAAUUCAAUCAGGGGCGCGCUCACCACUGGUCAUAACCCAUAACUCUAAGGAAGUGCUACUCUGGUCGUGGCCAUCAGUCGCCCUCAGCAGGAGGAUGAAACAUGAUGACAGAGUUGCUGUAGUUUGGGCAGGUCAUGUGUGGCAGAGGGAUGAGCUAGUGGUGAGCUUCAUCGAUGGCAGCGUCCUCAUGUGGGUCACUCACCAACGAAAUGUUCAGAUACACAUUGAAGCACCCAAGGGUAUCCACUUUGAUUUUGAAGCUUUUGCUCUAUCAAGGGGAGGAGAAUGGCUGGUGGGUGGAGGUAAGAGUCAUCUCCUGAUUACUUAUUCUCUCAUCAGUCAGUGUGUGGCUCAGGUGGUCCAGCUACCUACCUCCUGCACUGACAUAUUCCACCCUGUGUUCCUCCCUCCCAUACAUCCAAAGUUUAGCCAGGUCUUGGCUGUGCUAAACUCCACCGGUGUAUUAAACAUUAUAGAUUUUACCUCGGCCACAAAGCUCAAGACAAUAAGAUCCCAGAGAUUUAAUAUUGACUCGGUGAGUGUCAGUGAUGAUGGUAACUUCAUAGCGGUGACAUUUGCAAACAGCACUACAAAAGUUUACUCCGUCAGAGCCCUUUUUCCUGACGAUCCUAAAAACAUUACAGUUUCCCAGGUGGCCAAAGAAGAAGUAGCCUUUAGAAUUGUUGAAAAAAUGGAGAAGGAAUAUCGUGAAGAGGAAAUUAAAAGAGAAGAGAAGAAGGAAAGGUCUAAGGAAAUGCAGGAAAUUCUAGACAAGAAUAAGUGGUACCAGAUCCUGCAAGAGUUCAAAGGAUACCCAGAGAAAUAUAGAAACUUGAUAUGGAUAUCCAUGCUGGAAGUGCCACGCAACUACUCGGUCUUCAGCUCGUUACUCGACAAGGGAACUCACACAGCUUUUGAAGGAUUGCAGGAGGUUUUGCAGUUGUCUGAUGGAUCACUGCUGAAAACACUCCAAGGAACUCUCUCCUGUCUGGCUCACUGGGCGCCCUUUCUCGCCAAUGUGGAGUAUUUACCCGAGUUUGUGUUCCCGUUUGUCAAAGUUUUCCACAGUAACCCCCUCCUCUGUUUUGAAGUUACAGUUACGAUUAUUAUGAAUUGGUGUCGUUUGUGGUUCGAAUUUUGGCCCAAACCAGGAUUAACAGUCCUUAAUGUGAUUGAGCAAAUCAUAUGUGAGGUCAAUCCUACAUUAUUGGCUCAUCUUAUGAAGCUCAGAGUAACGGCUGAAGACUAUGCCUGGUCACUGCUUACCAAUGCAUUUUCUAAAGUUUUGUGCCCCGGUGACUGGCUGGUGCUGUGGGACCACAUUCUGUCAAACCCUCCCUCAUUCCUGCCAUGUGUUGCUGCAGGAUUUACACUUAAGUCCUGCCAAACACUUCUCACCUGCACUGAUGCUCAUGAAAUCAGGAUUUAUUAUAACCAGGAGUCUUGGGUACCUGUGAAGCCAUUGUUGAACAAAGCUUACUUCUUACACAGCCAGUUAAGUGAGACACACCUCCCUAAAAAAGCAUUUGGGACCUUUACACCACUGCCUCGGGGUGGUCUGCCUCUUUUCAGUAUUGGACCUAGAGAUGCUCGUGAGGAGGAGAAGAAGGACUUGGAAAAGCAGCUCCGUGAUUUAAAUUUACGCACCAAGUCUUCAAGUCUAUACUCAAGACCAGCUACAUCACGUGACCAGCAAGAAGACAUGGUAUAUGUGGUUGGCCAGAAAGAACUUCAGAAACAAGAGGAAGAGUGUUUGGAAAGUAUUGCAAAUCUUCGCAAGCGACAUCUUGCUGCUACACUGCCUGAUAGGAAAUCAUAAAUACUGAACCAUGGCUUCAACAGAUAAUUACCUCAGAAACAGCAGUCUUUAUAUUGUGCCUUACAUAACUAUUUGAAGAUUCCAUGUCUUAAACAAGGUAAAUGUCAUUCUUACCUGUUUAUAGCAGUGUUUGAUACGGAAAAUGAUCUUCACCAAAGUGCCAUGUACUGUACACACUGGUGGGUCCAGGUAUUUUCACUGGCGUGGAAGGACACUCACAGAUCCCGGUGGUAGGAAGAUGAUCAAUGAUGCCUAAUAUUCAAAGCCUCGUCAUAUAUUUUCUUUAAGGUAAAUGUUAUUAUAUAUAUAAAUGAUAUAUGGACAGCUGCCCCCCCUGUAUCUGCCCGACAUACACCUUUGGAAAUAACUACGGUACAGAUUUGACUUCAUGACACCUUGUAAUAUGUCACCUUAUUUUUGUAGUCAAUCAUGGGAAGAAAGUACAGGUACUGUACUGUACUGUACUUUAUGAAGGUAUACAAUGGCAUAUAUCAUAUUUUUUUUUUAUAAAUUCAUCAUAUCUACUGAUUGUUCUAUUAACUUAGUUAAGAAUGGAUAAUUGAUAAAUAUAUUUUUCCGUGCACAGUACUGUAAAGUACAAGAUAAUACAAUUGUGAAUGUCACGACAAAUUAUGAGGACUUGUUGCUUUAAUUAGAUUGAAAUUUUUGAAAGAAUAGAAUAUAUUCUUUUCAAAAAAUUAUAAUAAUGUCAGCUUUACUCUGUGAUAUGCUAAAAUUUGACCAGUUUUGUGUAUAUACAAUAAACUGUUACAUUUUA
Molecule: messenger RNA, 3308 nt
Organism: Homarus americanus (American lobster)
Lineage: Eukaryota; Metazoa; Arthropoda; Malacostraca; Decapoda; Nephropidae
Product: TBC1 domain family member 31-like
Exons: 16
Coding region: 320-2530 (736 amino acids)
Molecular function (GO): protein binding
Source: RefSeq, a predicted model, not a curated record